AUGGCUUCUUCUUCUUCUUCUUCGUCGUCUUCAAUUGAUUUUUCAACUGCCAUUCUAAUAAGGGUUGAUCAAUCGGGUAAAGGAGAUUUCAAUAAGAUUCAAGAAGCAAUUGAAUCCAUCCCUCCCAAUCUUAACAACUCUCAACUUUAUUUCAUUUGGGUUAAGCCUGGAGUUUACAGGGAUUCAGCUUUUGGCAAAAUCGUCGAUAUUGCUGCGAAACCGGUAUUUUCCGGUCGCUUUGCUCGUUAUAUAAUGUCUAGACAGUUGAAAACGAAGAAGAAGCACGAGGCGUGGUUCCGCUUUGCUGGAAAACCGAUUCGGUUUUCGUUACGGGAAUUUGCGAUUGUCACCGGAUUGCCAUGCGGGCCGUUUCCACGGAGAUCAAAGAUGAAGUUAAAAGAAUCCAUAGCGGAGAAACCCUACUGGCCGGUGCUAUUUGGUAAGAGUGAAGUUGUAACGGUGGCUUCUGUGAUCAAGAUGCUUCGGAGGAGGACGGUAACUGAUACGAAAAUCCGUAUCAAAUAUGCUUGCCUGGCGAUUCUGUCCUCCGUUCUUCUUCCAACAAGCUUGAAGAUGAAGAUUUGUAGAGAGCAUGCAGAAGCAAUCGAAGAUCUUGGAGAAUUUUUUGCAUAUCCGUGGGGAAGACUUGCGUUUGACUUGCUUAUGGUUAGUAUACGAGAGCGGGACGUGGUGGCCUUGUCCCAGAGCAACAUCGCACUUAAAGGAUUUGUACUUGCUUUACAACUGGUCAUGGUUGAAGCUGUCCCUGCUCUUACUGAAGUUGUUCUGGAAAGCUGUUCCUCUUCGGAAGCUGAUAGUGAAGAUGAUGUUUUUAAUCCCAGUGAUAGAUUUGGGAAGAAACAAACUCUUAAUACUGCACAUGCACGUUUUGUAGACAAGACAGACAAUGUUAUGGUGCGCAGUUUAUUAUUGGAAGACCCUGAACGUCCAAUCGACCAAGCGACUCUAGUUUGGUCUGACGAAGAGCAUGAUGAAACCGUUGAAAACAUGAUUGAUCUUAUCAAUGUGAAUUAUCAAUUCAGUACUUCUCAUUUUGUUGGCGGAGUUAGCAGAAGUGAAGUUGAUCGUCUGCGAGAAGCUUCCUCAGUAUCUUCAAAGUCGAAGAAACCUAAGAAACCCGUUUCAGUUACUCAAUCCAAUGAUGCUGGUUAUAUCGCAGAUCUCGUCAUAGAACGAUUGAAGCCGCAGCUCCAAAAUUUCAAUAACAAGAUCGAACAGUUCUCUACAAGGGUCGACUUAAUCGAGGGUAAAGUAAUUGGAAAUGUCAAUUGUGUGUUGUCGAAAUUCAAAGACGAGAUAGGCAGAUCCGUAGAGGCAAUGGUUCCAGAUUUGUGCAAAAACUAUGCCGAAGUUCGUGGAGUCCCAGCAGCUCCCACUGUUGUUACAGGGAAUGGACAGGAUAUAUCUGCCCACCCAGACAAGCACGUUUUAGAUGGUAAUGCGAACACUAUCAUCAACAUCAUUCAGAACAUAAGUGAGUACUCUACACCGCCUUCUUCGCCGCAAAAUAUUCAGGUCGGUAAUAAAACUCCAUCUAUCGAAGGUGUUGCAAAACCCGGAUUUGCUACUCCUGAUCCAGCUACGGAUUGCGGUGCUAUGUCAGCCCAUAGUGAGAACCAUAGUAGGCACACUGACAACAUCAUUCCUUUGGAGGAUGUCAAUACGGUUCCGCCUCACUUCAUCGAGACACCUUCUUUCUCCCUAGGACUUACACAAGAGGAACAUAUCCGAUCUGCAGAACCUCUAACACGCCAAAAAGUAGCCGAUCUGACAACUCUGUCUGAUAUCAACGUUGGUGAUAACAUAGCGUACCCUCAAUCUUUGCGUAAAAGCAAGCGUCAGAAGACUUUGCCUCCAGCCCUUCUACAUGAUUACUUAUGUGGUCCUCAUAUCGACUCUCGAUUGCAUCAUCCACGGGAGUCGGUGUUUGUAUGCUACGAGAGAAGGGAGAUAGAGAGGAAAAUCAACGUUCUUUCAAGGAAACUUUCCGUAAAUGUUGUUAUCAACGUUGGUGGAUUAGUGGUUUCCUCAAAAGAAAUGCUUCUUAUGGCGGAGAGAUCACGACUAUACCCUGGAAAGGUUGUUGAUAUACUGAUUCGUCUUGUGCGAUGUGUGGUAUCACUGCCGACAUCUUUGGAAAGGAGUUAUUAUUUUCUGGAUACCAGAUUUGGUACUUCAAUUAUCAGGAACUACCAAAAGUUUUCGAAAACUAAGAAAAAGGAGUCCUUUAAGUUUUCCAAAGGAGUUUUGGACUUUUUUGGUGAAAGAGAUGCCUCACCGCGGUUGGGUAUACGUUACUACUUUCCACUGAAUUUAGGGAAAAAGCAUUGGAUUGGAGUAUGCUUUGACACAUCUAGGGGUAAACUCUAUGUUCUUGACUGCAAUGUGGCUUUAUUCAAUGAAACAUCGAUGGGUAGAUUUCUUUAUCCAUUCCUCCAGAUGUUGCCAUAUCUGGCAAGACAAUUUGGUAAAGAAAUGGGAACGCAAUGUGUUACGCCUUAUAAGUUUGAUAGAACAAAGUCAGUUUUCCAAAGUGAUAAUCCCGCAGACGCUGGCUUGAUCGCGGUGUUGUUAAUGGUUAGACAUGCUGUAUAUGGUUUCGAGGCGUGUAGGAAUUUAUCUCCGGAAACGGUUGCUGAUGAAGGAAAGAGUGCUGCUAUAAUGGCUUUGGAGUCGACAGAGAAGCUGUAG
Brassica rapa (field mustard) is the source of this 2712-nucleotide messenger RNA. RefSeq lists its product as uncharacterized. Gene Ontology annotation, molecular function: cysteine-type peptidase activity. NCBI's taxonomy places the organism in Eukaryota, Viridiplantae, Streptophyta, Magnoliopsida, Brassicales, Brassicaceae. The record is from RefSeq and is a predicted model, not a curated record. Gene Ontology annotation, biological process: proteolysis.